AAUAUUAUGCUUGAGACCAGGGAAAAGUAGAGGUGAACGAUAAACCGGUUUGGGAAUUGGAACCGGUUUUUAACCCAUAUAGAAACUGAUAGUGAAACUGCUUUGGAGCUGACCCGGACGGUGGAUUGCAAACGGCAAACCUAUAUUUUGAAACCGGUCAAACCCGAACUAAAUUAUUUCAAAAACCGCUUUUGCCCAUCUUUAAGCCAACCUAAACCGGUUUGGGCUUAGAACCCGAUUGAUUUGUGUUGAACAAGGAAUAUUUAAGCAAAACCUAGUUAUUUCAUUUAUAUCUCUUCUAAGCAUUAGAUCGCCUCCGUCCGUCUGCCCUUCGAUUUGCUGGUAAUUUUUGAGGUGAGGGAGCAUCUCAUACAUAAACUGUUGUUCUUUGUAGUUUUUUACUAUUAUAAAUUUAUAAUAAUCCUUUCUUGGUUGAUUUUCUCUUUUUUUUUUUAUUUCAUCAAGAAUCGUCUUUCUUAGGCAUAAAACCUAGUAAAGAUAGAAAUAUAUCACCAGCCAGAUCUACACAGUUGCUAACUAAGGUUUCAAUCUUUUUUUCAAGUAACGAUCACUGUUAGUUGUCAGUGGCGAAGCUUGAGAUUUCCGACCGAUGGGGGAGUCACCGGACAUAAAAAUUUCAGUAAAACUGGGAGUCGAAAACAUAUAUACCAAAAAAAUUCUACGAAAACUACAUAGUAUCCACUACUGGGUGAAAAGUUCGGGGGAUCGGCCGCCCCCUCCCGCCCCUUAAAAGUUUCGCCCAUGAUCACUGAUCCACAGGUCUUUUUUAAAUGAAAUGUCAUCACUUUCAUGCUUUCAUCCGUGAAGCUUAAUUAGCUUGCAUUGAAGUCUUGUAAAUCUCUUCCUUUGCAUGCAUGCACAAAGUAAUCUUGUUGUCAUGUUGGGUUGUUAUUUUGUUAAAGAUUAGCUAUGCGUGAUAUCAUAAAAACUUAUUUGUUGUGUCUAGCUUGCUUCCUGUAACACCAGUAAAAAGUCAAGGCAUACACUUUUAAAGUAUUUAUUGCUGGUAAUUUAAAUUAACUUAAUAGACACGCAUUUUAAGAUUUUUUUUUAUGAAAAUUUAACUUCAUUGAAACACGUCACCGACCCAAUUGGGCAAGAGGCAAUACUUACAAACGCGCCCCAAAUGGGCAAAAGCCAAAAAAUUACAACAUAUACAAAGCUGAAUUUUUAAGAUCUUUUAAAUGAUAAAGAUUUCUCUACGGAAAAUCGACCUGGUUUGGGGGCUUUCUUGCUAAUUACUAUCAACCUUUGUUGGCGUUUUUAUGUAACCACUUGUAUCCGUAGUAUUUUUAACAAUGGUCACGGUUCUAUCAUAUUGACGCUUUUGGACUCGAAGGAGAAGUCAUGAUGAUUAUGAUGGUUUACUAAACAUGCAUGUGAAUGUAACAGAAAAGGAUCUAGCUUAUAUAUGAAUGCAUAUUUGUAUCAAGGUAGAGAAUGGAUUCUAGCAAUGGGAAAAAGAAUGUAGAAGAAGAUAGACUAAGCAGCUUGCCGGAUGAUCUUAUCUACAAAAUCCUCGCUUUUAUUGGCAUAGAAUAUGUUGUUCAAACGAGUGUUUUGUCAUCUAGAUGGAGGUUUAUUUGGACUUCAAUGCCUUAUCUCAAUUUCUCAAGGGAAAAAAUCUAUCACCCGCACAAGUUCUCCAAAUUUAUCACACAUUUUUUCUCUAGCCGCAAUAAUCAAACAAAAGUGUCUUCUGUCAAACUUAGUUUUCAUGGAGAGGAUAAUCAGGAUGUCGAUGUGUUUGUCCAACAGAUUAUGGAGUAUGCAUUCUCUCACAAUAUUCAACAAUUGAAUGUUGCAUGCUUGUUUGACAAAUAUGGUGUUGAAUUCCCUCAUUUUCUCUCUAGUUCUCAGUCUCUUAAACAUCUUAGUGUGACAAAGGAACACGUCUCAGCUACACCGUACCUUAGAACAUAUGUGGUUAAAGCACCAUCUACUUGGGAGUUCCCAGCCUUAACAACUUUGUACCUCCAUGAUGUUCAUUUGUGUUGUGAUGAAACAACUGAUAAGUGCAUUGAUCUUUUCUCCAAGUGUCCCAACUUAAAGAGUCUCACCAUAAAAAGCUGCUAUAUGGGAGUCAAGGUUUUAAGUAUUUGUCUUCCUCUACUCUCUAAUCUUACACUUGAAAGUAUUCGUGGGGGUGUAAAGGUCUUCAAUAUUGUUUCACCUCAACUCAAAAAUCUCACUAUGAAAAGUGACUCUCAGUAUUAUCCAAGGUAUGCACGCGACCGUCAAUAUCAGAUAUAUGCACCCGACCUUGUGUUCUUGCUCUAUAGAGGAUAUGAUCACUUGCAACUUUAUACAAACGGUUUCCUUUCUUUGGAGAAGGCAGAUAUUUGCGUAUCCAGUCCAAAAGAUGCUCAUGAAGUUCUACAUCUGCUUCCACAACUUCACAAUGUCAAGUCUCUUACACUUAACUUGGAAAUUGUUGAGCAACUUUCUUCGUCCGUGGAAUUAAUGUCGCAUCCACCUUCUCCAUUUGUGAACUUAAGGAGUUUAAAGAUAUAUCCAACAAGUGAACAUUCGAGGGUGGAAAAACACAAAAGCGGAAAGAUGUCUGCAGAACUCAAACGCUAUCUCUUAGAUGCUUCUCCAGGUGCCAUCGUCACAAUGGUUUCACGUGAGGAUGUUAGAGCUAUAAAAAACACCAGGUUGGCACAAAAUCUUACUACAAAGUUAAUGGCGCUGCUACAGCGGGUGAGAUCUAAUAUAGAGACCAUAAUGGCAAAGAUUUAUGAACAAAGGAAGGCGCAAGUUGAUAAAGUUAUCGUUGCCGAUUGGAAUGUCCAUUGGUGUUGGAAAAUUUUGAGCGAGCGGGUUGAGAAAAGGGAAGAAAAGCCUUCUGGCGUCAUUUCAAAGUUGAACGAGAUUUUAAAAUUACUGAGAACGUUGCCUGCAUCGAACAGGGCUACCAUUCAACCAUCAAUUUCUACUUUGUGGGCAGAGGCUGACAUUGUCAUGAAUCUAAUGACUGAUUUAAUGAAGAUGUAUUUUGACGAGAAGCGAAGACAUUUAAGUGUGUGCUGCCAUGAACUUGCUACAACAUUGUAGCCAUCGUCUUAGGAGAUCGUAACUUCUUAAUUAACCUUUUGAGUACACAAGUGAUGACUAUAUUCUAAUUGCUAUUGCUCUUUUGUUUGGAUA
This is a messenger RNA of Helianthus annuus (common sunflower), 3171 nucleotides long. Its product is annotated as F-box protein At4g22280. The transcript is spliced from 3 exons. The coding region runs from base 1462 to 3078 and encodes 538 amino acids. NCBI's taxonomy places the organism in Eukaryota, Viridiplantae, Streptophyta, Magnoliopsida, Asterales, Asteraceae. Gene Ontology annotation, molecular function: protein binding. The record is from RefSeq and is a predicted model, not a curated record.